Messenger RNA from Moneuplotes crassus, 6531 nucleotides. NCBI's taxonomy places the organism in Eukaryota, Ciliophora, Spirotrichea, Euplotida, Euplotidae. The record is from the annotation of a GenBank genome assembly.
AUGGAAGUUGAAGAUCAACCAGUUGGACAAUCAUCAGGACCUGGAGCAAGCAAUCCGUUUGGAUCUGAAUUCCCAGACGAGAAACCACCUCAAAGUAAGCCUUCAAAUUUAUCCAUGGAGGAUAAAUUAGUCUCAAAGAAGUGGAAUGAAAGAGCAAGUGGCUAUGAAGAAUUAGGUGAAAAGCUCAAACAGAUUUCUAGCGGAAAAGAUUCUCUGAUAGGUGAGCAGGCAGAGGGCUUCAAAUAAAUACCUGAAAGAUAAUAACCCCGGCGCAUUAGAAAAAGCUGUCGAAUGCUUUGCAGAAUUUGCCAAGAAAGCUGACCCAGGAGUAAUAUCUGAGCUGAUUGCUACCUAUGUGGAUCUAAUAAUUACUAAAAGUAUCUCCCACUUAAAACCGGUCUUACAAGAUAAAGGAAUGGAAGCAAUUUGAUGUCUUGUAGAUAAUACGGAAGACUUUGGUACAAUUAGUCAAGCUAUUUGCAAAUGAGUAAAGGGAACAAAUGUCAAGGCAGCUGGAGCUGGAGUAAAAUUAAUGAUCCAUCUGAUUCAAUGUUAUGGCAUUGCAAAAUUCCCUCUCAAAGAAUUACUUGGUCCUUUUGAGAAAGCUGUUGGGUCUAAGAAUGCUGCAGUCAGACAAUUAGCUUUGUCAUUCUAUGAAGAAUGUUACAAGUGGAUAGGAGGUGCAAUCCAACCCGCUGUAGAUAAGCUCAAUAAACCCCAACAGGAUGAGUUGAGUAAAUUAUUUAAGAAGUUUGAUGAAAGUGGUGAAGGAAAGCCGAAGCCAUCCCGUAUGACUGCUGCUGAAGAAGAGAGAAAGAAGGAAGCUGAAAUAGAUGAAAUUUGAGCAAAAGAAGAGGAGGAAGAGAAAAUAGCAAUGGAGGCACUAGAUCUUGAAGAAGAUAAAGAUGCCCUUGCUAAAUUUGAUGCAUCCUGGGCUGAAGCUACUCUUGCAUCAAAGAAAUGGACUGAAAAGAAGGAAAAAUUGGAAGAGCUAAACAAAGAAAUUAAUACUGCAAAAAUCCUUCCAAAUCCAAAUAAAGCAAACGUGAUGCAAGUCCUCAAGAAAUUAGUAACAGAUUCAAACAUGAAUGUCUAUGAUGAAGUUGUCAAGGCUAUAGGAUUUCUGGCAGUUGGACUCAAGAAAGAUUUUGCUGAAGAGGCUAAAAUGAUUUUAGGCCUAAUGCUCUCGAAAAUGAAGAAAAAGCCAAGCAUCAUCCAAAACGUGAAUGAAACUUGAGAAAAACUGUUAAAUUCAGUUAUAAUUGAUGAUUUAAUUCCAAUUCUUGAAGAAACUCUAAAAGAUAGAAGCCCAUUGAUUGUGAAAACCACCAUUGAAUAUUACCAGGUUGUAGUUAGGCAGACCUAUAUAGACGAUCUGAAGAAAAUAUACGGGGCUAUUGUCCCUGCUUUUGUCAAACUAGGUGCUCAUCAAGAUGGAUCUGUAAGAGAGCUUAGUCUAAAAACCAUCGGCUUAUUUAAAGGAAGACUUGCAGCAGAUAUAGAAAAAUACCUUGGUGAUUUUAAUCAGCAGAAGCUUGAUAAAGUUAAUGAAGCCUCUGGAGAAUAUCAGCUAACCAAAUAUGAUAAGCCGAGAGUCCAGAAAAAGAAAGCUCCUCCUAAGCCUAAGAAAGAGGAAAAGAAAGAAGAAUCAAUGGACUUUGAUAUGGGAGGAUCACCAGCAUCAAAACCUAAAAAGAAGAAAAAGAAAGCUGGAGGAGGUCCACCUGCUAGUUUUCUGAGCAGACAAAAGAAGAUGCAAGAUAAGGCUACCAAUAAAUUUGAAGAAUUAAAGGCAGAACUCAACGGAGGAGCUCCUCCUGCUAAAUCAUCUAAUCCUGAUCCUCACGAAGAGGAGAAAGUUAGUCCUUCUGACAAUUCUGCUUCUGCCCCACCUCCUGAGAAGAAGGAGAAAGUUGUAGUUGAGGAUACAGGAUCUGGGGUUGCAAAAGAAGACGCUGUAUCUAUAGUUGAAGAAAGAGUUCCGCCAAACAUUGUAAAGCAGUUUGAUGAAACGAAAUGGCAAGAUAAAAAGGAAGCAUAUUCCAAACUCACACAAUGGUUCAUAGGGCAAGAGUACUCAAGUGAGACUCUAGAAGCCUGCAUCUGGUUCAUCAGGAUCAAGAUGAGUGAUUGGAAGGAGAAAAAUAUGAACAUUAUCAAAGGAUGACUAGCUGGAAUUUCUACUCUAUUGGAAGGAACAAGUGGAUUCUCGAAGAAAUCAGCCACUCUUUUAAUACCUUUCCUUGCUGAGAAGAUUGGUGAUACAAAAUAUAAGAAGCUAUGAGAAGAGUCCUUAAUUUCUAUUUCAGAAAUUGUGGCUCCUUCUCUAGUUGUCAAAAGUAUGACAAAGCAUGCAUCUGAAGCUAAGGCUCCAAAUAUAAUAGUCGAAAAUUGAAAGAUAAUUUCUCAGAUAAUAUCCGAUUUUGGAACAGGGGGUCUGCCAAUGAAGGAAAUCAUUAAUCUUGGAACUCAAGGAUGUGAUAAUAAAAAUCCUAAAGUAAGGAGUGCAGCUAUCGAAAUGUUAUCCACAAUCUAUAAGCAUUUGGGAGAGUCAGUGAGAACCUUCCUCAAAGAUAUCAAAGACUCUACUCUUGCUGUGAUAAAUAAAGAGUUUGAUAAGAUUACUCCUCUUGCAAAGGGAGAAUUCAAGUCUAAGAGAGCUGUGAGAAAUGAUGAUGCUGAAGAAGAAACUAAGGAAGAAGAUCCUCUUGAUUGUAUUCCAAGAGCAGAUGUUUCAAAGGAAUUAGGGGGCCAGAAACUACUUGCAAUGAUUAAUAACGAUGCAUGGAAAAAGAGGAAAGAAGCUUUAGAUAAGAUGAAUGCUAUUCUAGACAAAGCAAAUAUGAGAAUUCUUCCAAAUGGUCUCAGUGAAAUUGUUGGAUUGCUCAAAGUUAAAAUGGGAGAUCCAAACAAAAGUGUAGCAAAAGGCUUCCUAGAAUUUGUAGGAAAAUUUGCAGUAGCAUUAGGAACAGCAGCUAAGCAAUAUGCUCCAAUGCUUAUAAAACCUUUGUUUAGAUGACUAUCUGAGAAGAAUACACUUGUGAGGAAAAUCAAUCUUGAAGCUAUUGAGCAGUGGUCUGAUGCUGUAGGAGCAGAAGUAUUGAUAGGAAGCGUAGGAGCUGUAAUUGUCAAAGAUAAUCCAGAAAUCCGAACGGUGUUACUAGACUGGGUUGUCACAAAGAAAGAUUCUAUUGCUAAAGCUGAACUUGGAAGUCUCCCGAAAGCACUCGUCAGCUGCCUUCAAGACAAAGCCCCCAAAAUCAGAGGAAUGGCCGAACUCGUCAUCAUUGAAGUCCUGCCUCACACAGGCCCAGCUCCCUUCAAGAAAAUUGUCAAAGACUUGAAGCCUGCCGUCCAGAACUCUGUCAAGCCUCUCAUGACCAAGUGUAUCGAUGCAGCUGACAUUGGUGACGAUGGAGCUGACGAAGCUCCUGCCAAAGUGAAGUCAGGCAAAGCAAAGCCCGAAGAAGACAAAGGCGCUUCUGACAAAGCUCUUCCAGCUGCGCUAGCCAAGGCCAAAGGACUCAAAGGCAAGAAAGACAAAAGCAGGCCGAAGACUGCUGCUCCAAUGACUGCUCAGGAGAUCCAUGCAAAACUCAACAAGAAGCCCAUGGCACUUGCAGGCAAGAAGAAAGCUGGAGAUGAACUCGAGUUCCAGAUUCUCGAUGUCGGACGCAAAGACAAGCGUAAUGAAGCCGACAAGAAGAAGAGGUGGCAUCCAGAAGAAAUCCGUGGAGAUUAUGUUGAAAAACUCAAAGGAGUCGCCAAGAGCAUGUUCGGAGAUGUGUUCUCAACCAAAAUGUUUUCUUCAGACUUCAAGCAACACAUGAAGUGCAUCAAAGCAAUCCGGACUGUAUUCGACAACGAAGACAUGUUCGAGUCAUUCCUCGAAGUGAUUGAUGUGAUCAUCAAGUGGGCCUACAUCAAGUCGAAUGAGAUCUCCAACAUUUCGUUCUUGAAAGAACUCUACACAUUCUUCGACGAAAUCAUUAACUUCUUGAUCGAAAGAGAGUACCAGUUCAUGGAGGCCGAAGGAAACAUCUUCUGUCUCUGCCUUGUCGAGAAGAUCGGCAUGAACAACAACAUCAUGAAGGAGAAAAUCAAGGAAAUCAUCAUGAAGGUCGGGAACAGCACUGUAUACUUUCCGAAGAAACUGAUGAGCAUCCUGAUGAAGGGACUCAACUCCAAGAACACCAAGACCACUGCAGAGUGCUGCGAGUGCAUUGCCCAGAUGGUGCAGGCCCACCAGCUCGAAGCCAUCAAUGAAAAAGAUGUCAAGGUAAUUGCAAAGCAGUGUGAGAGCGGAGACAAUGGAAUCAGACAGGGUGCACUGUUGGCAGUGGAAGAGAUAUACAAGAUUACAGAAGAUCAGUUCUGGACUUUAGUCGGAGACAAACUUAGUACCAAAGCCAAAGACAUAAUUAUGGCACGUCUCAAUGCUCAUCUUGGUAUCUCACUUAAUUCAACACCUAUUGAAGAUAAGAAGGACACUUUAAGAGCUGAUAAAUCUCCAAUGGUUGGAAAAGGAAGUAUGAGAUCUAGCGGUAUGAACAAGAGUCUCAACAAAAGUUUUAACAAUAAAGGAAAACUGAAUUCUUCGAUUCCAAUGAGUGAGAGAAGAUUAGGUAGGAAUGAUAAUGAGGAAAGCAAAUCUAACAUAGAAUCAGUACAAUCAUCUUCUAACAUUUCUCGAAAAAUGGAUGGAAUGACUACUCCCAGGAGAAGGAAGGACAGCUCUGUCAAUAGAAAACUAGAAAGAAUUAGUUCAGCCAGUCGCAAAACUAAUGAACUUGAAGCUAACUUGGAAAGAGAGAUUGAUAAGAUUAAAAAUAAAGCUAAAGAUGGGGAAGUAAUUCAGGAAAUACUUCUACUCAGUGAAGAUCCUUCCUAUGAACUUGAUGAAAAUUUAGAUUCAAUCGGCAAAAAUAUCAAGCAACUCAAAUAUGGAGAUCUUAGUGGUAAAGUUGAUGCUCUUGUGAUCAUUAACGAAUGAAUUACUGUGAAAGUCAAUGAAGCUAUAAAUAGCCUCUUGAAGAACUCAGCUUUCCUAAUUGAUUCUCUGAGCAAGGUUUUAUAUGAUGUCUUCAAUAAAACAACAGAAAAAAUUCCUCUGAAAUUCGGAAAAUAUUUCAUUUCAAUUCUCAAUAAGAUAUGCUCGAUGAAGGAGAUUAUCAGAAAUGUGGAAGAGCAAAAACUCUUGGCUUUAGUUGAGCAACUUCUGCUAAAAUUAUUAAUUCCUGGACUUGAUGAUCUUGGAGAGCGUAAAGAAGGAAAAGCAAUGUUUAGGAACCUCAACAAUGCUAUUCUUGAAAUACUAAAACAUAGCCAUCCAACAGAUGUGUUUAUUAUUUUCCUUACUCUUCUGAAGAAAUAUAAAGGAUACUCUAAAAUAGAAAAAUUAAAUGGAAUCAUUGUGAAAUGUCUACUGAAAGUGACAAGGAUAAUGGAUCAGCUAAUUGACAAAGUUAAUAUUGAAAGGAUCCUCCUCUCAAUCCACGAAUAUAUUAUUAAAAAUCCUUCUAUGGAAGAGACAAAGUCUGAUGAUGUCGGAAUCCGUAUUACCAAAACAAUAGUCAAUGAGCUUGUUAAGCUCAAGAAAGAAACUAUUUGGGAAUAUUAUGAAGGUGUUGAUGCCCACCUCACUCCUGACAAUUAUAUCAAGAAAUGGAUUGAGAUUAUCUUAGCUUCACUGAAUGGAGGAACACCUGUACAAAGACCUUCAACUGCUCCUGCUCAAAGGCAAACAGAAUAUACAGGAGGAUUAUCAAAUGAUGACCAUGAAACACUAAGAAGCUUGAUUAGUGAAACGAAAUGAGGAAAUCAAUUCAGAACUGACCAAGCCUUUAGAAGUAUUAUAGAGUUCACCAAUGAGUUCCCAACGCUUGACCUCGAUGCCUAUCUCUCAGCUCAUUGAAGCGAAGAAGAGCAAACUGCUAUUCAUACAGGAAUUCUCAAAGCACAGAAGAGAAAGCAGAUGUCAAGCUUAAGUGGCCCGAAGAAUCUGAGUUCUUCAUUCAAAGCUUCGAUGGAAAGUAAACUCCAAACACCAAAGAAAUUAGGGAUAAGAGGUACUGAGAGAGGAGAAAGACAGUCAACAGCUGCUAAGCUGCAAGAAUAUCAGAACAGAUUAAAGAAGGCUAGUAGUGUCAACCAAGAAGAAGACCCAAACAGUAAAUCUAGGCUAAAGCCACCUGCUGAUAAUAAAUUGGGAAAUUCUAUCGCAGCAAUGAACUCUUCGAUCACAGACAAAUGGAAGAAGAUCAAUUCAAAAGGUCUCAAAUCCCAAGCUGGUUUGAACAACACAGUUGGGGGAAGUUUCAAGCGCCCUGCUCUACAGGAUAAAUCUCCUCUUGAAAAAGAGCCUAAUGAGAAUGAAGCUGAGGAGCAAGUUGAGAAGCCAGGAGGAGGAUCUGUGAAGACUAAGAUGGCUCUCCAAGCCAGGCUCAAUGAAGUGAAGGCCAGGCUAGGACAAAUCAAAAAACGCAGGUAAACAGAUUAGCCAAUAAGACACGAAUUAGUAAUAAAAUUAUU